Messenger RNA from Molossus molossus (Pallas's mastiff bat), 1100 nucleotides. RefSeq names its product cell cycle control protein 50C-like. The record is from RefSeq and is a predicted model, not a curated record. NCBI's taxonomy places the organism in Eukaryota, Metazoa, Chordata, Mammalia, Chiroptera, Molossidae. The coding region runs from base 54 to 1100 and encodes 348 amino acids. Gene Ontology annotation, cellular component: plasma membrane; Golgi apparatus; endoplasmic reticulum. Gene Ontology annotation, biological process: phospholipid translocation. The transcript is spliced from 8 exons.
CUGUCACACAACCCUGACCAGGGCUGGGCACAGACCUGCAACCAAGGACCAGAAUGGAGAGGACGUCCCAGACAUGGCGGUCCAGGCUGCCAGACAACACUGCCUUGAAGCAGCAGCGAUUACCUGCCUACCGGCUGCAUCUCUCAGCCUCCAAAGUCCUCUGUGGCUUCUUUGCCACAGGAGCAUUCUGCCUUGGCAUGGGCAUCAUCCUUAUAUUGUCUGCAAAGAGCAUCAAGGAAAUAGAGAUUAAUUACACAAAUAUAUGUGCAAAUUGUGCAGAACUACGGGAAAACGCCAUUAAUUUUGACAAAGAAUGCACCUGCUCCAUUCCUUUUUACCUGCCAGAAACAAUGCAAGGUAAUGUUUAUAUGUACUACAAAUUGUAUGGCUUCCAUCAGAACCUCUAUAGAUAUAUGCUAUCCAGAAGUAAUAGCCAACUGUUGGGUAGAAAUAUAAAGGAUGUUAGAAGCUGUGAUUCAUUCAAAAAGACCCACAAUGGAACGCCCAUCUGUCCUUGUGGAGCUAUUGCCAACAGCAUAUUCAAUGACACCAUUAUUCUUUCAUACAACCUUAAUUCAUCUAUACACAUCAAAGUCCCAAUGCUAUCGAGAGGAAUUACGUGGUGGACAGAUAAGUUCAUCAAGUUUCAGAAUCCAACUUCCAAAAAUCUUCCUAGUGCAUUUGCAGGAACUGCAAAGCCGCCACACUGGCCUAAGCCUGUCUAUGAACUGGACAGAAAGGAUGUAGGAAACAAUGGCUUCAUCAAUGACGAGUUUAUUGUGUGGAUGCGGACAGCUGCCUUUCCCACUUUCAAAAAACUGCACCGUCGACUCCAUCGAAUCCAGUAUUUUACUGAAGGCUUGCCUGCUGGUAACUAUAGUUUCAACAUAACCUACAAUUUUCCAGUAACCAGAUUCCAAGGAGAAAAGUCAGUCGUCCUCUCCACGCUGAUGUGGAGUGGAGGCAGCAGCCUUUUCUUAGGUCUGGCCUACACGGUGACCGGAGCCAUGACAUGGUUGGCCUCCUUCUCCCUGAUGGCGAUCCACUCGAUGCAGCAAGAAAGGGAAAUGUUCUUACCCAGCUAUAAAAUCAAGCUUUAA